Mobula hypostoma (lesser devil ray) is the source of this 7874-nucleotide messenger RNA. RefSeq names its product cylindromatosis (turban tumor syndrome), b (gene cyld2). Bases 395 to 2524 code for a protein of 709 amino acids. Gene Ontology annotation, molecular function: K63-linked deubiquitinase activity; cysteine-type deubiquitinase activity. The transcript has 14 exons. The record is from RefSeq and is a predicted model, not a curated record. Gene Ontology annotation, biological process: protein K63-linked deubiquitination. Gene Ontology annotation, cellular component: cytosol. Lineage: Eukaryota; Metazoa; Chordata; Chondrichthyes; Myliobatiformes; Myliobatidae.
GAUAGCAGCCGAGGGGAUUUCCCUGCGUUCUCGGUGUCGAGUGGUGUGUGAAUCAGGAGCCGGGCCUGACAGUGGUCGGGGACCGGAGCCCGGAGCCGCGAGGGUUUGGUAGGGGGAGACUCCAGCGCCUUGCGUCGGUCUCCACACCCUCUCAGCACAUCCAUAGUCUGUAAAGAGGCGGGUCCCCACCGCAGCUGUCCGAGGGCAGUGUACUUUGGUAGUGAUGUGACUGGGAGGGCACCUCCUACCGCCAGCCAAGCGAGGUCUUGGUAGGUCAACAGGCAGGUGCCAGGGCUCAGUGAGGCCGUCUUCCCGGUGGUGAUAGGAGUAACAGCGUCCCUUCACAUUGCAUCAGAAUUAGGUUCUAAUUUCAAGUUUUGGAUUUCCCACAAGAAUGGGGGGAAUUGACGAUGAUAAACAUUAUUUUAUUGUGAUAAAAGAGUUCAGUUCAAGCAAAAAACGGAUCCAGAAAGGGUACUUGGGAUAUUUCAUCCACAGAGGAACUGGGGAGAGGUCUGUCACUGUGGAAAACUGCAGGCAAGUAGUAAAUUUCCAGGAAGCAAAUCUGAAAGAAAUCACCAAGGAUGAAGCAGAGUUGCUUGUUGAGAUCCAGGAUGCUUCUCGUCGAUAUGAGCUCUUUCAGAAUGAAAGCCUCUUCAGGUCCAUUUCUAAAGUACAUAUUAAUGAUGUCGUUCAACUGCGAGAGGACACCAAGUCAGUAGGAAUUGUUAAAAAUAUUGAAAAUUCCCGAAGAAGAAAUGGAUUGGGAUUACAUGGAACAUUGUUUCAAGUACUCUUGAUGGAAGACCAUCGUGCACCGCGGAAGAAAGCUGAGCAGUGCAUCAGAGUUAAUGCAGGAGAACUCAUUCAUGUCAGUACUGCUGAAGUAGAGCUACCUGAUCCAGAAAAUGGAAGCACUUACCAGCGUGGAGUUCCAUCCGAACAUAACAGUACGUCUCAGCAAAGAUCGAGAAAGUCGAAAUCAAAUGAAGCUUCAGCAUCAUUUGUCUCAUCCAUUUCCAUCCCAGGCCACGGAAAGAAUUCUUCCACCCACACUUCCGACGCUCUUACGCCAACCAACCCUCGUCUGUCUGAAAAUCUGGCUCUUGAGGUUGGAUCAAUGGUGGAGGUUCAAUUACCUAAUAAUGCUGUUGUCUUUGGAGUUAUUAGGUGGAUUGGUACACCAGAAGGGAACAGACAUCAGUUUGCAGGAAUUGAAUUGGACUAUGAGCUAGAAAAUGGCAGUGAUGGAACAUUUGAGAAAAAUCGUUAUUUUGAAUGUGAACAGAACAAGGCAAUGUUUAUGCAACUUAGUCGUUGUAAACCAGAUGCACGUUUUCUCACAAAUGAACUGAAGGAUGUACAUAAAACGCCAGUUUUUACACCAGCAAAACUAAUUCAAGAUGAUCUCACCAUUGAAGAGGAUGUUCCCCCAGUACAUGAGGAUGAAGUCCUGCAUUUGAUGGAAGGGAGAAGGAAAGGGAUCCAAGGACAUUACAAUUCUUGUUAUCUGGACUCCACAAUUUUCAGUUUGUUCACAUUCACUUCAGUGUUGGACAGUAUACUUCACAGGCCUGGGGGACACGAUGAGAAGAUUCAACAAAUACUAAGGGAAGACAUAGUGAACCCAUUACGAAAGACUGGGUUUGUGAAUGCGAAGAAGGUGAUGAAGUUGAGGAGGCUAUUAGGAAGUGACACGUUUAUAUCGGCAGAAAAGGAUCCAGAAGAAUUUAUUAAUGUCCUACUGCAUGAGGUCCUAGCAGCUGAUCCUUUGCUAAAGAUCAGGUCAGGCGAAAAAAUUCAGGAGAGCAAUUGUUAUCAGAUAAUCCUGGAGAAAGAUGAUAAAGUGAAAGUGCCAACAGUACAGUUUCUCCUGGAGAGAUCCUUCCUGUCUUGUGACCUAAAAUUUGAGGAGAUCCCGUCAUGCCUAUUGGUGCAAAUGCCAAGGUUUGGAAAGCAGUUUAAAAUGUACACUGAAAUUAUGCCCUCACUAGAACUAGACAUUACAGAUUUACUCCAUAACACUCUGAGGCAGUGCUUCAUUUGUGGAGUGGUAGCGGAAUAUGAAUGCGUUCAGUGCCUUCUGGAUCCAAUGCUUAGCCCGGGUGCUAUAAAACAGUACUGCAAUACUUGCAAUAAUCAGGUUCAUUCCCACAAAGAGAGGAAGGAUCACCAAUUUAGAAAAUUUUCAUCUCCGAACAAUGUUUUUGUUAAAGUCCCUUUUCCACGACACAAGAUGGAAUUGUUUGCUGUUCUUUGUAUUGAAACCAGUCACUAUGUUUCCUUUGUGAAAUAUGGGUCCGGCAUACAUUCCUGGCUGUUCUUUGACAGCAUGGCUGAUCGGAUUGGUGACGAGAAUAUCCCAGAGAUUACAGCUUGUCCACAAAUAGGUGAUUACCUGAUGAUGUCAGAAGAAAAGCUGUCUUAUACCAACCUGAAGCAGCUUGAUGGAUUUGCCAAAAGACUUUUCUGUGAUGCCUACAUGUGCAUGUAUAGGAGCCCAAGAAUGUGUUUGUAUAAGUGACUCGUGAGACAAAAUGCCUGAGUGACACUGUGGUAGGCAUUUAUUUCGCUGAAGGCCGGUACACCAGCAAUGUAACAAGGAUUAUCAAUUGCUUCAUAUUUAUCAAAUAAUAUACUGGGCAUUAUAAAACAUUGUGAACAAUGCCACUUUGGAUUUUACCUUUAAGUCACAUUUUAAGUGAAUGUUCAGCUGCAAUUUUUUACAGAAAUAUAUUGGAGAAUUAGAGAAUUUAAGUGAAAGAUGGAAGUAGGUUUUGCGGGGAGGUAUAUAAUAAUUCUGCUUUGGUUUAAAACUAAUGAAAGAAAUUGCUGAUUAUCAGGAACCAACCAAUAUGAAGAACUUGGAUGUGCAUAAAUUAUAUAAUUAGCAUGCAAAUAUUUUGAAUAUAUUGCAUAAAAACAGCAUCAUUUGGUCUACAGAUAACUCAACUGCACUAACAUCUCUGCGUGCUUGGUUCCUAUUAACACUGCCAGAAUCAAUCAAUGGUGCAGAAAAUAAUUGGAUUUGAUUUGAAUUUUAUGAAAUUUUUGGCAAAUGAUUUUAUCUCUUUCCAACUAAUCGUCAUGACUCAUUCCAUAGUGCACAACAGUACAUUUUUAGCCUUUUUACCAGAAAAGCCACUUGAUGUCCAGAACAUGGUGGUCAAACGACCAGUCAGUGCAACAGUUUGAGAAAGCUUUGAGUGUGUACUCCUACCUUGGACUUACCUGAGAAAUUCAUUGGAAAAAAACUUGUAACCCAAAUUGUACUUUACACAACGAUUUCAAUGAAUUUGAAGUAUAUUACCGAGUAGACUGAGUGGAAAUAAAAACUCGGUGUGUGCACUUUAUUCAAGGACUCUUCACAAAUUGUUUCUGGAACUUUCUGCAUAUUGUGUAAGUCACAGCACGAUUGCCAGAAAUGUUCCUUCACUUAUGCUUCUUAGGAAAUCUGGACUGUUUUUAUUCAUUGUUGUAUAGGUUAGAGAAAAUAUUGUAAUGCACUGUUCAUGUCACCUGUUUCUUUAAUGACUCCUUUACUGUGUAAACUUUAUAUUUUUAUUCUUGCAUUUGGAAUUUGGCAGUAAGUGAAAAAGUACUUCAUCUUUUGCUUUUCAUAAAUUGUUUAGACUGAAAUUAUCUGAAUAGUUGUAAAUUAUCUGAUAGGAAUUCUGGAAAGCUAGCAGAGAUAGAUCUUAAAUUGUCUGCUGGGCACUCUGUAGUGGGCAUGAUUGCACCAAUUUUACUUGUAAUCCCUUUGGCUGUGUAUUAAUACAAGAACAUUGUUCACAUCCUUUAAUAAGACAGGAGCAGAUGUAGGCCAUUUGGUCCAAUGCAUCAGCUUCACCACAUCAUGACUCAAUCUCCCCCAACCCCAUUCGCCUGCCUUCCCUCUGUAACCUUUGAGAUCUUUACUAAUCAUAGCCUAUCAACCUGCACUUUAAAUAUACCCAAUGACUUGACCUCCACAGCAAGCUGUGGUAAUAAUUCCAUAUGUUUGCCACUCUCUGGUUUAGAAAUUCCUCUGCAUCUCUGUUCUAAAGGGAUGUCCUAGUAUUCUGAGGCUGUGACCUCUGGUCCUAGACUCCCUCACUAUAGGAAACAUCCUCUCCACAUCCACUCCAUCUAGCCCUUUCAAUAUUUGAUACAUUUCAUUGAGAUUCCCCCCCUCCCCCAUUCUUCUAAAUCUAAUGGAAUGGAGUCUUGUGGGCUACCUCAGAAAUUGUUUUCUAUUAUUAUUUACAUCUUCACUCUUCAUAAACAUUUGUCUACUUGAUAUUUACGAUAUUCAAUGGUUUUGCACAAGUUCUUCAGUAAUCCUGCUUUGCAGAAGUUACAGGGUUAUUAUCCCAUCCUUUAGUGGACAAAUUGACUUAAAAAAAAACAGCUUGGACUUUAGUCCAUCCAUUAUUUAUUCAUGUUAACCUCAAAAUUGGUGUGAUUGUGCACCCACUACUAUUUCUUAUAGGGCCAGUCCACUACCCACAGCGGAAGAAUUUUCUCUGUUCAACCUGAAGUGAUCUUUGACUUCCACUCAAGAUGGCACCUGCAUACAACGCUCCUUUGGUCAACAUCUGGAUAGAUCAUGGAACCAUCUUUUUCACUUUUGUGUUUGUUUCUCAUCUUGAAUGUGAUUCUGGAACUGUUGGAGCCUGUGUUUUGCUUUUUGGAUGUUCCAUCAAUCUACAGUCUCCAAGAGGAAGAGGCUGUGUGUGCAAACCUCGUAGUGGGCAGGCUGCAAGAUGAGGUGUAAACCACUGUUUGGCUCCAUUUUGAUGAUUAAAGCAUCAUAAUGAGUGCAGCGGGUAAGCACCAGGUGCUUGCAUUUUGAUUGGUACUCUGUAAUGGAGAGGAGAGUGCCUACUGCUGCACUCCAAGUGUUGCUCAGGUUUUUGCUGCAGUUGGAGUGUGGACGUAGACUUGGACUAUAGACUCUUUUUUUGCCAGGCUUAUAAGUUUUGUAUUUAUUUUUUGCCCAAUCUUCUCAGGGUUUUUUUUUAAUGUGCAGAAGGAAUCUGUUCUGUUUGUUUUUUUUGUGUGGGAGGAGGGAUUUGGGGGUUGAUGUGCCUGAUCCGUUUUCGAAAUUUUUUUUGGGCAGGAGGAGAGAUUUAGGAGUCAAUAUGCCUGUUGUUUUUUUUUUAUUGUGGGGAAGAAUAUUUGAGAGUUGAUGAUUGUGUUGCCUUUCUUUGUUUCAUGACUACUGAGAGAAUUGAAUAAUUUCAGUUGUAUACUUUAAUAAAUGAACCUUUGAAAUGGUAACUAUUUCUGUCCAAUUUGCCCAAGAUUAGCAAUAAAUGAGUUACAAAUUUCUCAAGAACCCAUUCAUUGAAAAGUUACUGUUCAUGCCCUAUUGAAUUCACCCCUCUGUGCUCAUUUGUAACCUUGGUAUCAUGUUUAACUGACCUGAGUUUUGACCACAUAUUUUCACACACUGCAUUGUCAGUUGUUCUCAUAUUAGACAGUCAUCCUUCUGUAACUUCUGACCUCAACUAUUCCAAUGCUCCUCUGGGCAGCAACCCUUCCUCCACUUAAUAAAAUUAUCACUUACUGAUCAUUCCCUGUACCUGAUAAAUGACAUGGGUUCUCAAUCCACCAACAUAAUUUAAAAGUUCACAAUAUCCUGCUGCAAUCCAUGCAUGACCUCACUGUUCCCACCCUUUCACUCUUCCAAUUUCACCUUAAUUACCUCCAGAACCACUCCAGUUCAAUUGAUAUUACCUUAGAAACAUUGCUCUGCAAACCUUAGAACUGAUUCUACAAGAUAUUUAAGGAUGUAGAUUUUUUUUUUGAAAGAUUGGGGAAUGGAGGACUGUGGGAUCUUCUGCAAAAAUGGAAAUGAGGUCUGGGCAGAUCAGCCUGACUAUAUCUAAUAUCAGGAUUGCAUUGGCUUGGCCUGGCCUGCUCCUGCUCCUAUUUUCUAAUGUUCUGUGCGGCACCCCCAGAACUACCUGAUUUUGUCUACAAGAAAUUAAGGGGAUCUUUAUCUCCUCAGUGAAUGGUUCUGUUGGAGGCCUAAUCAUAAAUUAUAAAGUACAGGAGAAUAAAAAAAUAAAACUCAUUUCCGCAUAGAUGUUUCAUAUAACUUGAUGUUAAAAUGCUUUUCAAUGUUAUUAAACAAUUGAAGCAACCAAUUCUAUAAAAAGGCUUUUCCAUGCUUUUUGCUGAUGAAGAAAGCAGCAGUACUCUGUUCAUCUUUACACAGGACUUCUCUCAACAUGGACCAACAGAUGGGUUGGGCAAAAGAAUAAACUUGAUGCACUGGAUCAGCCACAUUAAUUAAGAAACUCGAGGCCAGUAGGCUUCUACUUCUGUUCCCAUUACACUGGAAAACAUCAAAACUCCCCUCAGGCCAAGGAUGUGAACUUCCAAACGUGUAAUGUAGAGAAUCAGACAAACUAGCUCUUCAUAGCUGUAAAAGAUACUACAUUGAAGGAAAGAUGAUCAGACACUCAAUGCAUUCAGGCCUUAUCUCUGUAUUGUCAUUUUCCAUUUUAGAAUUCUGAGAUUAUCAUUAGUUUAAAAGCACAAAGCAGAUCACCAUUAGCUAAACCUCUGCAAAAUACAUUCAAGGGAUUUCCCCCCUUGCAAUAUUAUUGGAUAAUCAAAAUUAUAUGUACUUUUAAUAUUUACAUUAUGUUCAUGCUUAAGACAGGAUACAAUGCAAGAGGAUGAUUAAAAUGAAUGGAAUACUUCCGGCUUGAUUUUUGAUUGGCUUGGUGUGGUUCACUGCCCUGAAAUAAGGGCCUUGGACAUGUAGCUGCUCUCUCAACUCCAGAAAUGGCACCUCCAAAUGCACACAGAGGGAACAUUUUGGCAAUUUGAUGCAGUAUUAGAAGUUAAACCUGAUGUGAUGGCCAUCAUAAAAUUGAUGAGGAAGGGAACCUACAAAUUUAAAAUCCAUUUCUUGCAACCUGUAUCCAGCCUUAUGGCCAAGGUAACAAUCAGUGGAUACUAAUUACAAACCAAAAACCAGGAGAGAUUCUAUUUAUAAUGCCCAAAUUAAAUGUUUCCAUUCUUGGCAUUUGCAAUAUUCUGGCAGCAAGCAUAGUUCCAAUUUGCUGCCUUAAGACUUACAACCCACUUAAUAUCUUGCUCUAAAACAGCAUGUCCAGAGUGUUUGAAAAUUACUGUUAUAGCUAUGUACCAAACCAAACAAGCAAGACAACAAUUUCAGUCACAGCUAGCAAACCCAGAUUCAACACAGUUUGGAAUAGCAGCUGCACAUCAUUGCAAUUCAGAAACACUAGAGAGGCAGAGAUCAAUAAAUUUUCUAAGUUAUAACAGCAAUAAGACUAUGGAUUGUGGUUAGACACAGAUGCUAUAGCAAUUAAACAUACAAAUACAUAACUAAUCAUAUGAUAAACUGUAAUUUUAACACUACUGAGAUCCUGCUAAUUCAAGUGUAUGCAGAGCACCAACUAUACUCUGUUUGCCGAGGCAUAAUUUGGAGGCCUCCUACUGAUCCUACAUAAAUACAUCAUAAAUGAAAUAUUUCAAGUUCAAUCAAAGGUAGUAAAAAUAUCUAGUUAUCAAGGCAAGGUAAAAGUUGCAUGUAUAUAGUUUAGAAAUGGACAGAUGUGGGAGAGAGAUGAAUAUAAAUUGGAAAAAACCAUCAUGCAUGUACACCAGAUUUUUCUGAACUCGGGUUCACGGGUUUAAAUACAAAGCCAGAUUUAAAUUAGGGGUCUGGAGAUAACUGUUUCUCCUAUAAUACUGUGAUGCUCAGAGACCUACUAACACCUCAUGCCAUGGAUAUCAUUUUGUUCAAUGCCCUGAAGCAGAAGCUGCACUGUUUCAAGGUAAAUCAGAGACCUCUUCUAACAACGGGUAGGUUUUGCAAGGAGCUAUCACCAGGACUCAAGUAACGGAGA